Molecule: messenger RNA, 321 nt
Organism: Penicillium odoratum
Lineage: Eukaryota; Fungi; Ascomycota; Eurotiomycetes; Eurotiales; Aspergillaceae
Exons: 2
Coding region: 1-321 (106 amino acids)
Source: RefSeq, a predicted model, not a curated record
AUGUUGCAGCUCCGGGAUCAGCUCCGAUUUCGCAGACACCUCAGACCGGUAUCUGCUCCUCGAUAUUUUGUUGGGAACUGCACUUGCCCGUCAUUGGGGAUCAACCCUCGUGAUGUGAAUCACAAGGAGCGUUUCCUCAAAACGAUCGGCUUGCAUUUGGGGUGUGAGAACUUCAGCGAGAACAAGCGAGACGGUCUUCGUGAAGACGAUACUCAGCCAGGCAACACUCGCAAUAUGUUAAACUUCUUUCCACAUGAGGUACCUGGAAUCCACGGGCAAGAGCUUGCAAUGGCACUCGGUCUUUUCCACAUGACCACGUAG